Molecule: messenger RNA, 702 nt
Organism: Vicia faba (fava bean)
Lineage: Eukaryota; Viridiplantae; Streptophyta; Magnoliopsida; Fabales; Fabaceae
Source: the annotation of a GenBank genome assembly
AUGGAGGUUGUGGAUGGUAGAGAAUUACAGUUACAACAACCACCACAGAACUUGAAGGAAGAACAACAACAUUUUCAUGUGUUGGCUGUAGAUGACAGUGUGAUUGAUAGGAAGCUUCUAGAGAGACUCCUCAGAGGUUCUUCGUGCAAAGUUACAUGUGUGGAUUCUGGAGAUAAGGCUUUGAAAUAUCUUGGACUCAAUAUUGAUGAAGUUGAUACAAAUGAUUCUUCCACCGAGACUAUAUUGGAAUCAUCUUCUCCUCUUCCUCUACCAUUGCAGCUUCAAGAGGGAAUUGGCAAAGUGAAUUUGAUCAUGACAGAUUAUUGCAUGCCUGGGAUGAGUGGCUAUGAUUUACUCAAAAGAGUCAAGGGAUCUUCUUGGAAAGAUGUUCCAGUUGUGAUCAUGUCUUCAGAAAAUGUACCUUCCAGAAUUACCAUGUGCUUGGAAGAAGGUGCAGAAGAGUUUCUGUUGAAGCCUCUUCAGAUAUCAGAUUUGCAGAAGCUUCAACCUUACUUUCUUAAAUCUCUUGACAAUUCUUCAGAUGAACAUGAAUCUAGUAACAGUAUUUCUACAGAUUCUUCUGACAAUGAAGAUGUCAUCAACAACAAUAACAGUAAUGGGAUAAGCAAGAGGAAGGCCAUGUCUCCUGAGCCUCCAGAGAGAUCAAAGCCAAAAAUGAAAGGGUUAACGGUGGUGGUGUAA